Molecule: messenger RNA, 1632 nt
Organism: Sungouiella intermedia
Lineage: Eukaryota; Fungi; Ascomycota; Pichiomycetes; Serinales; Metschnikowiaceae
Source: the annotation of a GenBank genome assembly
AUGCGUUUAUUACCUACUCUUUCGCUUUUGUCGGUGGUGACAGCUAAGUAUAUUCGGGUUGGUACCGAUGGGAACAGGUUUCUCUCAAAGAAAGGUGACUAUUAUGGAACAGCUGACACUGCCGAAGAUUACUAUGAUAAUUUUUCCGGCGAAGAACCCCAUGUCUUGGACGGAGGAGUGGUUUGGACCCUCAACGAAGACGUGGUUGGAACUUCUGGUUCAGAGAAGCUCUUAGUUACUUUUGAAACUGUUGACGAGGGACUCUAUAUCGAUGCUGGCAAUUACGAAUUCUAUAUUUGUGGUGGCAAUACUUUGAAGGCGUUUUCUUUUGAUGACAGUGGAUCCAGUGGAUCCAGUGAGUCCAGUUUGCCCAGUGAGUCCAGUGAGACAGAAUCCAGUGAGACUGAGACCAGUGAUACAGAGACCAGUGAUACGGGAACUUCGGGUUCUGAUGAUUCCCUGGCAGAGGAGACUAGUAUUAUCAAGCCAACUGACGGCAGUUCAGAGGACGAAACUUCGACUCCAACAGAAUCCGAUGAGGUAGGAUCUUCAAAAGUCGCAGAAUCUUCCGAAGUGGUAGAAUCUUCAAGCCCUGGGGAAUCUUCAACGGAGUCUUCGACCCCACAGGAGUCUUCAAUCCCACAAGAAUCGUCGAUUGUGAUUGCACCUUCUACAAUCACUGAAAGCAUCGUGUCUCUGGCAACCGUAACUCCAGUCAAAAGAUUGCGUAAGCGUCUCAUAGAUCCUUCUUGUUUCCCUGUGCAAUUGUACCUUGUGGAAACUCCAUGCAGCGAGAGCGACUGCCCAACCUCAUGUGACGUUGAAUGCCACGACAUCUACUGUGUCACAACUCCAUGUCCCAAGGAGGUUUGUACUAGCAGAUGUCCAGGAUGUCUGUCAUCGUGUACAACUUCAUGUCCAUGUACCGCUACUGAUGGAAGCUGUGAUAAUUGCACCACCGAGUGUGAUGCCGUUUGUCUUGCAUUGGCCUGUCCCCCAAGUCACUGUACGACCAAAUGUCCAGGGAAGUGUGAUGUUAUCUGCGAGGAAUGUUCUGGUGAUGGCUGCGAAUCUAGUUGCACGACUUCGUGCGUUCUGGAACCACCAUGCACUGAUACUGAGCCUGGUGGAAAGUGUUGUAGUGGCGAUCAUUGUGAAACCAAAUGCACCACUUGUGAAACCGAAUGCACCACUUGUGGACCCAAGUGCACCACAUGUGGUACUGUCACUGUCAUCCCCGGUUGUCCAACCUGUGUUCACACCGUGACUGACUGGGUGAUUGUGUGUCCUACAGUCACUACAAUCACAAUCUCCACCUGUCCUAAGGUGGACCAGUGCUCUCCUCACACCGUCACAUUGAACCCAGGAACUCACACUAUUACCGGAACAGCCGUUGUGCCUGGCCAUACUGAUAUCACCGUGACAAAGUCAACGAUUGCUGGAGUAAGCACUCGGGUCACUAAAGAUCAGGCCACCACCAAAGUGUUUACUCAGAGCACUAAGGUCACUACUAAGAGCACUUCCAAGACAACAGCUGCACCAGGUGUCUCUACAGAUUAUUCUGGUGGCAGCAAGAAGAACUUGGUUGGGUCUCUUCUUGGAGUGAUAGGCUUUGCAGCAGUUAUAUGGUGA